GCUGGCCCUGCAAACCUUGGUGCUGCUUGUGGCCACGGCCUCUUUUAGCCUCAAGGGCUCCUCCGGAGAAGUUCGUGUGGAGGAGAUGCCUUCGACUCCUGAGGCCUUUCUGGGCUUCUCCGUGAGCUGCGCUAAGACGUGGUCGAAGAGCGACUGUGAGGCCUUCGCUACGCAGCUCGCUGAGAAGGUGAAAGCAUUGAUUUUGGACUCCAGUAUCGAGCUGCAGGUCCUCCCAAAGCCAGAGGCAGUGCAGCUCCUUUCGUCCAACUUUCCCAAGUGCCAGGACUUUGCCAAAUCCAUCGACUGCAGCAGUUUGGGGCUGCACCUAGUGCACUUCAACCAGGACACCUUUCGCACCGUGGCGGUGCAGCCGGUGGCGCUGCCCAGCAGCUUGAAAGGGGUGCCCUGGCAGAUCCGGGCCGCUGAAAGGCCGGGAGAGUUCCAGCUACUGGGCCCCAGCGUGGCAUUGGAUGCCGUGGUGCCGGGGCGCUUUGGGAAGCUGGGAGCCCAGCUGCCGAUGCAGCUGGGGAUACAGGAGUGUAAUGCUGCCGCAGCAGAGGGGAAACAAACCAACAUGGCCUUGCAGGCCGAAACCUUGCAGAACAACACCUUCGCGGAGCUCAGCAGCCGGAUCGCGGCGGCAGCAGCAGAGAAGUCCUGUGCUGUGGUUGUGGCAGGACCUUCGAGUAGUGGCAAGACUACCUUUGCAGCGCGCUUGGCGCUGCAUCUUCAGGCCAGGGGUUUGGAGGCGCGACCCUUGGAAUGCGAUAUGUAUUUCAAGGCUCGGGCAGAUCCAACACAUCCACGGGAUGCCAAGGGAGAGCUGAACUUCGAGGAUCCAGGGUCCCUGAGGAUUGAAAAGAUCAAGGAAGAUUUGGAAGCACUUCUGGAUGGCAAAGCAGUUGAGCUUCCGAAAUUCUGCUUCAAGACGGGAACCAUCCAGGAAAAGACGGGCAACAUUCUGCAGCUGCCAAAACAAGCUGUGCUGAUCAUUGAGGGCAUCUUCGGGUUGCAUCCAAAGUUCCUCUCAGCUUUUGGAAAUGUGAGUCUCUUCAAGGUGUUGAUCGGCCCCUGGUCCGGUGCCCGUCUUGGCAACCUGUGUGUCAUGCCCGAGAGGAAAUUCCGCCUGCUGCGGCGCAUCGGCCGGGAUGUACGCACUCGGGGUGUGGAUGCAGCACGUGUGAUGCACAAGUUCUCAUCGGUGGCCGCUGGAGAGCAGAUGAACAUUUUUCCAUUUGCAGCAAGUGCAGAUGUCAUCUUUGACUCCACCCUGCAUUAUGAAAUUCCUGCCUUGCGGGCAGUGGUGGGUGCAGAUGUCGAGAAUGCAGAGAGUGAGGAUGCAACCGUGCAAUUUCGCAAACAGGAGUUGGCCAACUAUUUGAGUUGGGCCACCCCCUGGCAGACCUCAGAGUACACCUUGAUGCCCACCAGCAUCGCCUGUGAAUUCCUCGGAAGCUCCAUUUUUGAGUAGUAAAUCGCAGCAGUCUUCGUAGCCGUGCCGCCGUGCCGUCGUGCAUCGUCGUGCCGUCGGCUUUCGUCUGGAUCCUGGGGACACCAAAGGUGCCGCCUCAGGUUUUUCCCUUUCGCUGGAGCGGGUGUCCAGACCUCCAGACCUCUGGUGCAAAAUGUUGCAGGGCGGAGUUUGACCAGCCACUCCAGCGGCUUACGAGUCGUUUGAAAAGAGAAAGCGCGAAAA
Molecule: messenger RNA, 1696 nt
Organism: Cladocopium goreaui
Lineage: Eukaryota; Dinophyceae; Suessiales; Symbiodiniaceae
Source: the annotation of a GenBank genome assembly